Messenger RNA from Diachasma alloeum, 1306 nucleotides. RefSeq names its product chromobox protein homolog 1. The transcript is spliced from 4 exons. Gene Ontology annotation, cellular component: nucleus; pericentric heterochromatin. Gene Ontology annotation, molecular function: chromatin binding. NCBI's taxonomy places the organism in Eukaryota, Metazoa, Arthropoda, Insecta, Hymenoptera, Braconidae. The coding region runs from base 166 to 720 and encodes 184 amino acids. Gene Ontology annotation, biological process: negative regulation of transcription by RNA polymerase II; chromatin organization. The record is from RefSeq and is a predicted model, not a curated record.
ACGCCCCAGACGACGCCGAAGUGCUAGAGUAGCGAGACUCACGUACAGCGUCUGUAGUUGGUGUGUUAUAAUCCCGAAAAUCCCGUGAAAAAAAUCCAUCAAAAAAUCUCCCGGACACGUUUCUGGACUGCAAUCGUCACCUAAUCAAUCUUCCAAGGCCAAAAAAUGAGUAAAUCCAAGGAUUCGCCAGUCAAUGAGACCGAGACUGAGGAGGAGUUCAGUGUUGAGAAGGUUUUGGACAGGCGAAUGAGAAAUGGAAAGGUCGAGUACUUCCUGAAGUGGAAAGGUUACUCGAACGAUGAGAACACGUGGGAGCCGGAGGAGAAUCUCGAUUGUCCAGAUCUGAUCGCUCAGUUUGAGGAGCAGCGCAAGAAGAAGGAGGCUGCCAGUGGCAAACAUCGUGAGGAGAAGGAGUCCAAGAAGAGAAAGAGUUCCAGUACACCAACUCCAACACAGCCAAAGAAAAAGAGUGUUGACGAUAAGAAAUUGGAAGGCUUUGACAGAGGUUUAGAACCCGAGAGAAUCAUCGGUGCAACUGACUCAAGCGGUGAGCUCAUGUUCCUCAUGAAAUGGAAAGGCACUGACGAUGCAGAUCUCGUGGCAGCACGUGUUGCUAACGAAAAGUGUCCCCAAAUCGUUAUCAAAUUCUACGAGGAGAGACUCACGUGGCACAGUCCCACGCACGACGAGGAGGGCUCCAACAAGCCCGACCCAGAGUAGCCCUCAGCCUUCCCAUACACCUACACAGCUCGUUUUAAGAUUUGUCAUAUCUAGGGAUUCCUCAGAAAAAACAGACUCAUAAUAAACGACAUCUAAAUAUUAGCAGUAAAACCUUCAAAGUAAAUAACUAAUUACUAAAGUAAAAAAAAAAUAAACGUUGAAUUAUCUUUAAAGAGGGUUUGAGCCCAGAAAAUCAGCUGAUUACAAUUUUUAUGAGUGGAGCAGACAAGAUUGGAGGGAUGGAAAACGGUAUAUCGAUAUUUUUUUUACCAGUUAAUAAUAAAACAAAAAGGAUGAAAGUAGAUUUAAGGAGUCAUUUCUGAAUGACACUUCGAUAAAUUUCAAAAGAAUCGUUCAGUUAAGGAGUUUGUUAACGAAUUAAGUCGAAUUAUCUCGUUAAUGAGUCAUUCUAUGAGGAAUUGUCACGUCCUUUUGUAGUUAACAAAGUUUCCUGCAAAAUAGAUCUGACUUUUUCCCUUGAAAUUACUCUUUACAGAAAUAAUUUGAUCAUUAACGAAUCAUUAAUAAAGAUUGUAUUAUCUCUUUCGAUCACUAAUAAAGAUUGAAUCAUCUUCCUCGAGAUAAA